Messenger RNA from Meira miltonrushii, 1175 nucleotides. RefSeq names its product putative RPS6B-40s ribosomal protein S6. Gene Ontology annotation, cellular component: ribosome. Bases 208 to 963 code for a protein of 251 amino acids. The record is from RefSeq and is a predicted model, not a curated record. The transcript has 2 exons. Lineage: Eukaryota; Fungi; Basidiomycota; Exobasidiomycetes; Exobasidiales; Brachybasidiaceae. Gene Ontology annotation, biological process: translation. Gene Ontology annotation, molecular function: structural constituent of ribosome.
CAGGUGAACAUUUAAAGCAGCAGCUUGUUGAGAAGUUCUCCAAUAAGGCGGAAAGGGCUGCACUUACCGCACUUAACAAGGCCAAAAGGGCAUACGCACGCACGCGAGAAAGCGCAGCAGCCAAGGCACAAAUUCAAGAUCAUUUGAAUGUCUUUUUGGAAGCUUCAUCAAUCCUUUCUUGACCACCUCGUCCAUAUAUUCAGCAAGAUGAAGCUCAACUUCGCCAACCCGGCUACGGGAGCGCAAAAGUCAUUCGAAAUCGACGAUGACCGCCGUACACGUAUCUUUUGGGAUAAGAGAAUGGCCCAAGAAGUAGAGGUCGACGCUUUGGGUGAUGAAUUCAAAGGUUACGUCGUCCGUAUCGGAGGCGGUAACGACAAACAAGGUUUCCCAAUGAAGAAUGGUGUUUUGGUCCCAAACCGUGUUCGUCUUUUGUUGGGUGAAAACUCUUCAUGCUACCGUCAACGCCGUACCGGUGAACGUCGCCGUAAGUCCGUUCGUGGUUGCAUUGUUGGCCCCGACAUGCAAGCUCUUCACUUGAUCAUCGUCAAGCAAGGUGAACAAGAUAUCCCAGGUUUGACCGAUGCCGACAGUGUUGUACCAAAACGUUUGGGUCCCAAGCGUGCCAACCACAUCCGCAAAUUCUUCAACUUGACCAAGAAAGAUGAUGUCCGUCAAUUCGUCGUUCGUCGUGAAGUUACCGGAAAGAAGGAAGGUGCUAAGCCAUACACCAAGGCACCAAAGGUCCAACGUUUGAUCACCGCUUCUCGUUUGCAACGCAAGCGUCAUUUGCGCUCCCUCAAGGUUCGCAAAUCCGAACAACAAAAAGCACAAAAGGAAGAGUACGCCGUAUUGUUGGCCAAACGUCAAGGAGAAUUCAAGGCCGAACGUGCAGCCCGCAAAGCAGAACGUGUUGCUCGCAAGGACAAGGCUGGAAGCAUUGGUGCCAAGGCUCAAGCUUAAACAGUUUCCUUCCCUCGAUCAUUCGUUUACGUAUAACAUAUGCACGCAUCUAUUCAUCAUGUUUAAAAAAUACUUUACAUCAGGCUUCACUGCUUCGAUGACCAUCAUAUCGUUUGCGUUCCUGCAAUCGGGUACCGUUUGUGGAUACGCACACGUUAGCUCAUGUACCAUGACUUCAUACAUUCUAUGCUGAAAUGCAUAAAAAUUGACCG